GAAAACGAGGAGUCUAUUUUUGGGUCGUCCCAAGCAUGCAUCGCCUAGAAAUGCCACGGAUCACUGGGAUCUAGUCCUGGAUAUUUGCCAAGUGUUUUGCUCAAUCACUUUUGAACAAUCAACUCAACCAGAAAUCACGGAAACGAUGUCUACGCCGGAUAUAGAGAAGAAAAAGAACGUGGUGGAUCCAGAAGGAAUCAGACAGCAUGUAGAGACUUACAACUACAUGGAUGAAGAGGAGCUGAAAGGCAUCCAAGGUGAUGUUGACAUCGGCGUUGUUGCUCUCCGGGGCCAAGACUUGCAUUUUACUGAAGAAGAAAAAUGCAAAGUCUUGCGUAAGAUCGAUUGGCAUAUUAUGCCACUUGCUGCAUGGUCAUGCGGUCUUCAGUUCGUUGACAAGUCGGGACUCGGCGCUGCAGCAACGUAUGGACUUCGGAAAGACCUUCACUUGGUCGGAAACCAGUAUUCUUGGUGUGUCUCGAUGUUUUACUUCGGUUAUCUGGGUGGUACGUUUUUUGCUGGACGUGCCCUGCAGCGUUUUCACUCUGGAAAGGUUAUCGGCAUUUGUUUCUUCCUUUGGGGAUGCACCCUGCUCGGCUGUGCGGGGGCUAGGAAUUAUGGGACUCUCAUUGCCCUCAGAUUUCUCCUUGGUGUCUUCGAGUCUUCACUUGUACCAGGUCUCCUGUUGAUAACAACUAUGUGGUACACACCAACUGAACAGCCACUCCGGUUUGGUCUCUGGACUUUCAUGAACGGCGCUCUUCCUGUCCCAUUCAUCCUUAUUUACUACGGACUGGGACAUGUCGAAAGCGGCCCUUUGUUGUCAUGGCGCCUGAUUUUCCUCCUCAUUGGCUUGUUGAGUUGUGUCACUGCGGUUGUUCUGUUCUUCUUCAUACCGGAUUCGCCUGUUUCGGUGAAGUGGCUCAACGAAAGAGAAAAAGCAAUUGCUGUGCAGCGUGUUGCAGACCACCAGCUCGGGGUCAAGAAUAAUCACCUCAAGUGGGGACAGAUCCGCGAGGCACUUGCAGAUUACCGCUCCUGGUUGAUUGUUCUUCAAAUGUUCUUCUCGCAAGCUGUUGGCAAUGUUACCACAAAUUUUCUGGGAAUAAUUAUCACGGGGUUCGGUUAUACUCAACUGAAAGCCCAGCUAUACACUGCACCAAACUCUGCUAUCCAGGCCGUGAUGCAACUUCUCGUCUCAGCGCCGCCUUCCCUCUUCCCUUCAAUGCGACACAUGAGGCAACCUCUUGCUGCGGCAUCAAGCAUUGUGGCUGUUGCCGGAGUCGCCAUCCUCUACGCCGCUCCAGAUGAGCUUAGAUACCAAAAUCUUAGGCUGGGCGGCUGUUUCAUGCUGGCCUUCUCAGGGGUAAAUUACGGAGUCACGAUGAGUGUCCUCGGCUCGAACAUUGCUGGUUUUACAAAGAAGCAGUUCACAACCUCCUGGACCUUCUUCAUGUAUUGUGUCAUCGAUAUCAUUACACCUCAGACGUUUUUGGGAAGUGAAAGCCCGAGGUAUCAUACAGGGUUGACUUUUGUCCUUGUGCUUACGGUUCUUUACGUUAUUACUUCGCUUACUACUUGGGCGGCGUUUAUUAUUGAAAACAAAAGGCGAGACAAGUUAGCACUCACUGAUCCAAACUACAGAACUGGCGUGGAUAAUCUGGAUCAUAUGUCUGGUCUUAGAGAUCAAACGGACAAAGAAAACAAGCAUCACCGUUAUACUGGCUGAGGAGGUCAGGAGAGAGUGAACGAGACUUCGAGACUUCGGCUCGUAAGUCUUUUGUGGGAACAGACUUAUGAUAUCCUGUUUUCAUGUC
Hyaloscypha bicolor E is the source of this 1817-nucleotide messenger RNA. Its product is annotated as MFS general substrate transporter. Bases 146 to 1729 code for a protein of 527 amino acids. The transcript is spliced from 16 exons. The record is from RefSeq and is a predicted model, not a curated record. Gene Ontology annotation, molecular function: transmembrane transporter activity. Lineage: Eukaryota; Fungi; Ascomycota; Leotiomycetes; Helotiales; Hyaloscyphaceae. Gene Ontology annotation, biological process: transmembrane transport. Gene Ontology annotation, cellular component: membrane.